Molecule: messenger RNA, 1835 nt
Organism: Pan troglodytes (chimpanzee)
Lineage: Eukaryota; Metazoa; Chordata; Mammalia; Primates; Hominidae
Gene: AKTIP
Product: AKT interacting protein
Exons: 10
Coding region: 230-1111 (293 amino acids)
Source: RefSeq, a predicted model, not a curated record
CUCCCCGGGGGGCCGAUACUUCCAUGACUGACAGGCCGUCCCAGGCGCUGUUACGUAAGGGGAGGGUCAAGUGCAGUCCCACCCAAACCGGGGUGAUUUGAUUUGCAGGACCGAGUGUGGUCUUCCCAACGCCCCCGGAAGAACGUCUUUGACGGGCAGGUAAAGUGAAUGCCGAAGACAGAAGAUUUGGAUGAUACACCACUGACUUUCUUUGUUUGGAAUACACGUUAUGAACCCUUUCUGGAGCAUGUCUACAAGCUCUGUACGCAAACGAUCUGAAGGUGAAGAGAAGACAUUAACAGGGGACGUGAAAACCAGUCCUCCACGAACUGCACCAAAGAAACAGCUGCCUUCUAUUCCCAAAAAUGCUUUGCCCAUAACUAAGCCUACAUCUCCUGCCCCAGCAGCACAGUCAACAAAUGGCACGCAUGCGUCCUAUGGACCCUUCUACCUGGAAUACUCUCUUCUUGCAGAAUUUACCUUGGUUGUGAAGCAGAAGCUACCAGGCGUCUAUGUGCAGCCAUCUUAUCGCUCUGCAUUAAUGUGGUUUGGAGUAAUAUUCAUACGGCAUGGACUUUACCAAGAUGGCGUAUUUAAGUUUACAGUUUACAUCCCUGAUAACUAUCCAGAUGGUGACUGUCCACGCUUGGUGUUUGAUAUUCCUGUCUUUCACCCGCUAGUGGAUCCCACCUCAGGCGAGCUGGAUGUGAAGAGAGCAUUUGCAAAAUGGAGGCGGAACCAUAAUCAUAUUUGGCAGGUAUUAAUGUAUGCAAGGAGAGUUUUCUACAAGAUUGAUACAGCAAGCCCCCUGAACCCAGAGGCUGCAGUACUGUAUGAAAAAGAUAUUCAGCUUUUUAAAAGUAAAGUUGUUGACAGUGUUAAGGUGUGCACUGCUCGUUUGUUUGACCAACCUAAAAUAGAAGACCCCUAUGCAAUUAGCUUUUCUCCAUGGAAUCCUUCUGUACAUGAUGAAGCCAGAGAAAAGAUGCUGACUCAGAAAAAGAAGCCUGAAGAACAGCACAAUAAAAGUGUUCAUGUUGCUGGCCUGUCAUGGGUAAAGCCUGGCUCAGUACAGCCUUUCAGUAAAGAAGAGAAAACAGUGGCGACUUAAGAGAUGGUGAAUCUGGUGCACCAUGCACUUUCCUGCUGGACUCUGGCCUAGUUCAAGCUGACCAAUGGCAGAGGACUGCCUGAAGAGUAAAACUGUGUGAACAAUGACUGACUGCCAGUGUUUUCCAUGUAUGCAUAGGUUCUAACAGCAGGGUUUGGAAACCUGUCUCUAAGUAAUGCAUUACUUCUGUCAGAAGUGUCUUAGGGUGGUUAUCUAGUUCAGUACUCCAAAUUAUUGGGGACCUUGAGGCUUAAGUAAGUAUUUUUCUGAAUAUAAUGCUAAAGGUAAGUUGCAUUCAUUUAAACUAAUAGAGCAGACAGAAUUCAGCACUACUUAAUAGUUUAUAAAUCAGUGGUUUCAGUUGUAUAUAUGUUAGGAAAUGGAGAGGUAUAGAGAGAGCAGGUUCCAUAGCUCAGCACUUUUAAGUGGAAGAUCAUUUGAAUCUCUCUCAGUCUUCAGCCUGCACUGAUUUGUAGCCUGCACUGUCUUACUGAUUUACAAACUGAAAUCACUGAGAAAUGUCUUUAGUUCAGUGAGAAGAAACCAGAACACUUGUUCCUAGUGUUGUGUUUUUUUUUAAGCAAAUUACUUACUGUAUUUUUAUGGCAGGAGGGAGAAAAAGUGUUACAACGGUUUCUAAUGAAGUCCGGUAUUUAAAUGAUAAAUGACUAAUGUGUUUAGUAGAGACAAAAUAAACCAAUAAAUGAUUGUUCUUUGCCAUUUA